GGCCGCCGCUAGCGUCCCGGGGCUUCUUCCCCGCCCUCCCGCGGGCGGUGCCGUUGCUGCAUGGAGUUGCCCGCCUGAGGGAGGGAGGGCCCCUCCCGCGGCCGCCCCGCCCCCGCCCCAGGUGAUGCCGGUGACCGGAGUGACGAUGCCGCUGGCGAGGCGGCGACCGUUACUGAUGGAGGAGGAGGCGGCGAGGGGCUCCGCGCGGGCCCGGCUGUCGGGCCCCUCUAUCGGCUCGCACCUUGGGGCCGCCCUGCACUGCCCCUGAGCCUCGGGAGAGCGCCAGCGGCUGGCCCGAUCGCCCGGCUCUAUCCCAGCCGCCAUCUCCCCCUCUGUCCUCGAUGUCUUCCCCGCGGCGCGGAGGCCCCUUCGCCGCCUCCACGCCCUCUCGCUCCUCGCAGCCCUCCCGCCCCGCGGUCCGGCGGCGAGAGGUGUCCGGCCUCCCAGUCGUCAGGUCGUCGCUGCCGCCCGUCCCGCCCGGCUGAGGAGCGGCCGCUGGACCACCCGCCACGAUGAAGGUGGAAGCGGGAGACAACUCCAUGAUCAACCUCUCAGUGCAGCAGGUGCUGAGCCUGUGGGCUCACGGCACCGUCCUCCGCAACCUCACCGAGAUGUGGUACUGGGUUUUCCUCUGGGCUCUCUUCUCCUCUCUCUUUGUCCAUGGUGCUGUGGGAGUAUUAAUGUUUGUGAUGCUGCAGAGGCAUAGGCAGGGGAGGCUGAUAUCUGUCAUUGUGGUCAGCAUUGGAUUUCUUUGUUCUAUAACUGGAGCAAUGAUAACCAGUGCUGCAGUAGCUGGAAUUUACAGAGUAGCAGGAAAGAAUAUGGCUCCCUUAGAAGCUCUUGUCUUUGGUGUUGGACAGACAGUACUGACAUUAAUUAUCUCAUUUUCAAGAAUUCUUGCAACACUUUGAGACUUAUUUGAAAGGAGAAAAAAAAUCACCUAGUUUAAAGAAAUCUUGAAUUUGAAGACAAGCUUUCUCAAAGUGGAUUCAUCAGCUUAUGAACUUGUAUUCUGGCACAAGAGAGGAAGUUAUGUGGAACAUGCACUACAAAUCUAAAGGUUCAGUGAAAUGAACAGACUGUCCUCUAGUGUCUGAACUGUUGUACUUCUGCACUGCACCUUAUGUGCCUCAGUCCCAGGCAAGGUGCAAUCCAUGUGUGUGAAGUUGAGAUAAAGCACCUUGAAUAGCUGCCAGUCAGGUUAAUGCUUGGUGAUGGGAUCAUUGUUCUUCACAGUGUUGUAAUAAAAUAAAGGGAUGCUCCUGGAAAUUGCUGUAUGUGCCAAACUUGGAGUUCAAUUCUUAACUGUUGCUUGGCUAAACUUUGAAAUUGUAGAUGUAGAAGAAUGCUGUGAUCAUACCCUCAACUUAAAUUCAUGUAAAACAGCAGGAUGACUGACUUUUGUUUUAGCAGAAUCUCUUUGAAUGCUGCAUAUUCUUGUUCACCAUUCAAAACAACUGUUAGGUGUAUUUCAAAGUGUAGAUGAAUCUUGAUGGGUUUGAGAACCAGAGCUUUGGCUACCCUGAUGUAAUUAGCACUAUGUGUAGAAUGGCUCAUGGCAGUUUUCUGAAGCUCAGCACAUUAUUUCAUGGUUUUAGCUUGUCAGAAAUCUGUAGUUUAAGAAGACUGUAUGAGGGUUGCUAAGUACAAUCUGUCGUGUAUGCACAAACAAAUCUUAAAUUGAUGUUUUCCUUGAAAUUAUUGUGUCUUAAACAUACAGAUGGUUACCAGCCCUUCUGAAAACCUCAGAAAAGCUGCUUGUUGCAAAUAAGCUCCCUAUAUUUGUUUAAGCACUGACAGGACGCUUAACUCUACAUGUAUUCUUUGAAGAACACACAAAUACAACAGACUUUAGGAGAAUACACCUAUGAGGAAAAUGGAAAGGGAUAAAAAAUGAUAUACUGGUUUUCUACUGAAGAAAAACGUUGAGUUUAAUAAAAUAGUUACUAUACUCAAAGUUUGGAAGUGAGGCAGCAUUAACGUAUUCACUACCUUCUUUCUGAACACUUUGUAUCUUUGGAAAGGUUAAGAUACCUGGAACUUUCAAAUACUUAGCUUUCAGUAGAGUUUGUACUUUUCUGGUUUAAAAGGGACAGUAGUGUUGUGCAUGUGAAAUGUCUUAAAUGUGAAUGUUUUGGAGUGAAUAGAAAUUUUAAGUUUAAUAAUUAUCUAUGAAACACAAAAUUUAAAGGGCACAAAGUUCUGUGUGAGGAAUAAGGAAACUUUUGCAUCUUUCCUCAAUGGAAUGCUUUUUAGCAGUCAGGUUUUAAUGCUGACAGGAAGAGUAAAUUGCUCAAAAGUUUUGCUGUUAAGAUGUCAAAGAGACUUUCAGGUCUAUUGAAACCACUGGCACCCACUGCACAGCUAAAAGAGUAUGGGUAAAAUAUAACUUAGAAUCCAGCUGUAUUGCCUAGUGCUUCAAAGCAUUAUAAUGAGUUAACCUGUCUGCCUUUAUUUUAUUGUACUACACAAAGGUGUUUGGUUUUUUUUCCCCCUUUAAGGAUGUUAAUACUAUUUUUUUCUUUAAAAGUAUUGAAGUCUUGUUUGGAAAACGUACAAUGUUACGUGCUUUGCAGGGAACAAUGUAAAAUACAGGUUUACAAACAUUUUCAGUGUUAUAUUUUGUAUUUGAGUUGCUUUAAAAUGUGGCUGAAUACAUAUAUUCUCAUUAUUUUGAAUGUAUUCCAAACCUUCUUUAUUUUUCAUAGUUUGGGUUUUUUGUCUUGUGGGGUUUUUUAACUUUCUGCUGGUACUUUUUGGCGUAACAAUCGUUGCACUUUAGUAGGCAAUGAAAUUAUUACAUCUGCAAAAGCCAAUUUAAACUUCCCCCAUUGUCUUAAAUUAUGAGAAAACUGGUUUCAAAUAUUUAAGUCAAAUUGAAUAAUAAAAUCAUUGAAGCCUAAUGUGCCUUGUUACAUAUAUUUUUAGGGGAGAGGAUUUUUAAAAAAAGAUCAUAUCUUCAUUCUUUUUCAAUUUUUGCUAUUUCUAAUUAAUUUGGUUAUUUGAUAUAAUGUCUUAUUCAUCAGGCAUGAAAACAUUUCUGUUUGACAACCUGGAAAUGCUUGUCUGGAUCAAACCAAACUCUUUCAUGAAGCAUUGUAUUAGGUAAUUUAGAUUGUCUCAUAACUUAACCUCACACUUAAACUCCUUCCCAGUUUCCAAAUUUCCUUGAGCAUCUCAAUUAUUAUUUAUUGUACAAGGCUAUUACGCUACCGCUGAUCAAUGGCUUGCUGUCUUUCACUAAGUUAAACUAAAAUGGACUACUGCUAACUUAUUAAAUACAUAUACAGAAUUUCUAUUGAUGGACUUCAUUCUUCAUUUUAAUUGCAGUGCUAAUGAAAUUGUUGCCACUGUAAUUUUCCUCCUUUGAAAAGGAGACACCUUUGCAGACUUAGUUACCUUCCUCCAAAUAAUUUUUAUUGCAUAGAUCAUUGCAAUCAUUCUUAAAACGUUGUUAGCUACUUAGUUGCCUCUGCUUUAUAUGACAUUAUUGCCAGGCAGCAAUGAAUAGGCAGAUAGUAUAAUGCCUAAGUGGCUUAAUAGAGACCAAGUAAUGUAUUUGAUAGAAAAUUGGUUUUAACUACUUCUUGUGAGGGAUAUAUGAGGAAUAAAUAUUUUGCCUUUGAAGUAUUGUUUGAUCAUAGCAUGAACUUCCUGCAUAACUCCAGCAGUGAAAGGGAGUGUAAGUAGCCUUGUAUCUGUGAAAUGUUGAAGUUUCAUUCCAUAUCCUUAGAAACAGCAUUGUUAAACAUAAAGUGCUCUAAUCGAAGUUCAGUGUAUGCAUAUAUGUGUGUGUGUAUAUGUAUGAGUGGUGUUUUGUGGUGUGUUCUAUACCUUGCACACACUAACAACUGAAAUAACUUGUCCAAGAAAAGCAAAAUUACUUCAGAUAACCUUUUUUUUUUUUUUUUUUCCUUCAUUUUUCCCCCUUUAUUUCUUUCUCUCUUGCUUUUAGACUACAAAGACAUCUUGUAUGUGAAUGGCCCUGAUAGUUCUCUGGCUCACUUUGGACAAUACAGUGUUGUGCAGAUGUCCACACAGGAUCUUUUAGCGCUAUCUUCAAAUAGCUCUGCCUGUCUCUGCAUUGUAUUAUGAGGCACAUUUUGUACAUUGCUGUUGAUUAAUUUAUAGUACAACAAAUAAUAGAUCAAUACAUCAAUACAACUUAGUCUUUGGAGGAGGGGGGAAUACCAAAUAUACUAUUUAAUGUGAAGAAGCUUCUGAUGCUUAUUAGAAGCUGCUUUUGUCAAAGAUUUGAACAUUCCACACACUUCCCAUUUAUCAGCAUGGUCAAAAAAUAUUUUGACUCAAAACCCCCCGCUAUUUUGCAGGAAAAAAACUCUUCCAAAUAGUUGUUGUUCAUUUCAUGGAUAAUUGAGUUUAUGAAGCUAAUCUGUAUAUCACUACUAGUGAUAUAAUUUGAAGCUUGCUGUUGACAGUUUUUUAAAGAAACCAAUAAUUUAACCAGAUCUGAACAUUCAACAUGGACCAAAGAUAGCAAGAACAGUGACAAAGAAGAGUGAUUUAACAUAUAGUUGAUUCCUGUCUUUGACAGGACUAUAUUACACCGCAUAAAGGUAUUAAUUUUUGAGUUGUGGAUGUACUGCAUGUUUGUGUGACAGUUUUGCUUCAGAUAAUACUUUAAUAGGUAACGUUUAAGCUGUAAAUACUUUAUACUAUUAUAUUUCAUUUUUUUAAGAAACUUUUUUAUUUCCCUAUUUGUGUACAGUUCUCUGUGUACAUAUUACAAAAAUUACCACACUUUGAGAAACUUUUGUAGUUAACUUUCACAUUUUAAUUGCAGUAAUGACCUAAAUACAUCAAAUCAGCUGUUUGUUUAGUUCUAAGUUUUCAUUGUAUACUUUCAGGUUUUCUGAAAAGCAGCAAAGCAAUAACUGUUGGACAGUUAUUUAAAGUAAAACCUUUUUCUGCGCAAUUUCCAUUUCCAUGCUUUAGUUUGGAGGCACAGUGGAACACUUGUCCAAUUGUAAGAUUUCAAUAGCCUUUAAGUAGUUUUUCUUUAUUUUCUUUUGUUUUUGUUUGUUUGUAAUAGGAAAUGUUUCGUAGUAGCCUAUGUACAGCAUUUACAAAUCAAACACAAUUUCUCAUGCUGAAAGUUUCUGUUAAAACAUUUUCAUUAAUUUUCCAUAGCUUAUUACAUGUGCUAUGCGUCAACCUCUUAUGAAACACUCUGCUAACAAGUUUUACAUUUUGUGAACCUGAUCAAAAUGUACAAAUGUACAAACAAAAUAAAGCUAAAUUUAAUUAUUA
Columba livia (rock pigeon) is the source of this 5271-nucleotide messenger RNA. It is a transcript of the gene TMEM170B, whose product is annotated as transmembrane protein 170B. Gene Ontology annotation, cellular component: plasma membrane. Gene Ontology annotation, biological process: negative regulation of canonical Wnt signaling pathway. The transcript is spliced from 3 exons. NCBI's taxonomy places the organism in Eukaryota, Metazoa, Chordata, Aves, Columbiformes, Columbidae. The record is from RefSeq and is a predicted model, not a curated record. The coding region runs from base 513 to 911 and encodes 132 amino acids.